AUGCACUGUGUCUUGGGACUUCUUUGUAAAGGGGGCUUUCUAAGUGUAAAUGGCUGGUGGUCUGACACAAACUGCGAUUUACACAAUAGAAAUUUAUUAUCUCUUAUUUCUGAGGAAUCUGAAGAGUCUCAGAUCAAGGAUCCCUUUGGCUUUAUGCCUGAGUUAUCAUCUCUUCAGGGAGAGCAAAGGAUGGAAAGCAUGAAUGAAAGAAAUAGUGAGAGGGACGCAGGAAAAGGCAGCAGGAGGAGGUGCUUUUCAAAGAGACAAAAUAAUUUAGCAGAGAAACUUUUACUCAGGAUACCACAUCCAGACAUAAUUUUGCCAAAGAGCAAAGCUCUCAUUAUGAGAUGUUGGAUUUUGAAUGAGGUUCUCUCAUUCAUAGUAGUGCUCUUGUGGCUGGGAGUGAAUUUAUAUCUGUUUAUUGACACUUACUACUGGUAUGAAGAGGAAGAAGCUUUCCAUUACACAAGAGUUAUUCUUGGUUCAACACUGGCUUGGGCUCGAGCAUCUGCAGUGUGCCUGAACUUCAACUGCAUGCUAAUCCUAUUACCCGUCACCCGAAACCUUAUUUCAUUCAUGAGAGGGACGUGUAUGUACUGUCGAGAGCCAUGGAGGAGACAAUUAGACAAAAACCUUAAUUUCCACAAACUCAUUGCUUAUGGGAUAGCGAUCAAUGCAAUUAUCCAUAUUGUGGCACAUUUGUACAACCUGGAGCGUUACCAUGCUAGCCAGUCAGCAGAAGUGAAAGGACUUGUGGCUGCACUUUCUAAACUUGGCAACAUCCCAAAUGAGACUUACCUCAACCCCAUACGAACCUUCCACAUGAACCCAAGCACUGCAUUGAUAACGACAGUGGCAGGUGUUACUGGCCUGGUGAUCACUCUAACUUUCAUCCUGAUCUUAACCUCCUCCACUGAGCCCAUCAGGCAGGCCUCCUAUGAGCUGUUUUGGUACACACACCAUAUUUUCAUCAUCUUCUUUAUCAGCUUGGCUCUCCACGGGGCAGGUCGGAUUGUUCGAGGCCAAACAUUAGAGAGUCUAUUACUCCACAAUGUGACCCGCUGUCAGGAGUGCUAUACUGAGUGGAAAGCAAAUGCCUCGUGUCCCACUCCUCAGUUUGCUGGCAAGGAGCCGUCGACUUGGAAAUGGGUGUUGGGCCCAGUGGUCUUGUAUGCCUGUGAAAGAAUAAUUAGGUUCUGGCGAUUUCGACAAGAAGUUAUCAUUAUCAAGGUGCUGAGCCACCCAUGUGGUGUCCUGGAACUUCACAUGAGGAAGAAAAAUUUCCACAUGGCACCAGGCCAGUACAUCCUGCUCCAGUGCCCAGACAUCUCUGCACUAGAGUGGCACCCCUUUACCCUCACCUCAGCGCCCCACGAAGACUUCUUUAGUGUGCACAUCCGAGCAGUGGGAGACUGGACAGAAGCUCUGUGUCAGGCCUUUGGGGUGGGGAUUCAGAUUCUUCAGAAUCCCUGGAGUCUGCCAAGGCUAGCUGUGGAUGGGCCAUAUGGUGCACCCCUGACCGAUGUGUUUCACUACCCAGUGAGCAUGUGCAUCGCUGCGGGGAUCGGGGUCACUCCUUUCGCUGCUCUUUUGAAAUCUCUCUGGUACAAAUGUGAGUCCCAAAGCCCGCUGAAGCUGAGAAAGGUCUAUUUCUACUGGAUUUGCCGGAAUCCGAAGGCUUUUGAGUGGUUUGCUGAUCUCUUACUAUCUCUGGAAACAAGCAUGAGUGAGCUUGGAAAAGCUUACUUUCUGAGCUAUCACAUAUUUCUGACAGAAUGGGACGAAAACCAGGCUAUUUAUAUAGCUCUACACUGGGAUGAAAAUACUGACGCAAUUACCGGGUUAAGGCAGAAAACCUCCUAUGGAAGGCCCAACUGGAACAAGGAGUUUCAGCAGAUGACCUUCAACCACCCUGGCAGAAACAUCGGCGUGUUCUUCUGUGGACCCAAAGGUCUUUCACAGACCCUUCAAAAGAUGUGCCGCUUGCAUUCAUCAGCUGACCCCAGGGGUGUGCAUUUUUACUACCAUAAGGAAAGCUUCUAG
Molecule: messenger RNA, 2043 nt
Organism: Suncus etruscus (white-toothed pygmy shrew)
Lineage: Eukaryota; Metazoa; Chordata; Mammalia; Eulipotyphla; Soricidae
Gene: NOX3
Product: NADPH oxidase 3
Exons: 15
Coding region: 1-2043 (680 amino acids)
Biological process (GO): superoxide anion generation; defense response
Cellular component (GO): plasma membrane; NADPH oxidase complex
Molecular function (GO): superoxide-generating NAD(P)H oxidase activity
Source: RefSeq, a predicted model, not a curated record